GAAUAUGAAGGUGAUACCUUGGCGUCAGUCAAUGUAGAGGAGGUGUGUCAGGUGCCUCUCACACCAACAAUGGAUUCUGGAAUUGACUCGACCGACAGUAGUAAUGGUAGUGUGGAGGAUGGUGGUGGUGAUGGUGGUGGUAGUGGUGGUGAUGGUGGUGGAGAUGUGGUAAUGGAGGGAUCAGCCGCCUCACCCAGCAGAGUUCCUCACUUAUCUCCCUCACCCCGGGCUCCUCAUCCCUCACCUAGCUCUCCCAUCCUCUCUCCCUCACCCAACUCCCCUCACCCGUCUCCUGCACCCAACUCGCCUCCGUCACCCAGCUCUCCUCUCUCAUCACCCAGUUCUCCCCACUCGCCGUCACCCGUCUUUGCUCACCCACGUACCUCAGAGGUUGCUCUAGCACCCACUACACUCAGGAGUCUGGCAGCCGCCGCAGCUGCCACUAACACUUUGCCAUCACCAUUAAAGACACUGGCUGCAACUACCCUUAACGUCAUCCCAACAGAAGGGAUAGAGAACUGGAAGAACAAUAAUGAUUCCGAGGUUUCAGCCAGAGGAAGAAAUAUUGCUAAUAUCCAUAACAACACGUCUGCUUCUGUUUUUAAAAUGCCUAAGAUGGAUGUUCCUGAAGGCAGUCGACUGCAGCUACACUUUCCUCUUUCUGAGGGGGAAAGCUUAGAGGAAGGUGGCACAACAUUUGAGCUGGAACCUCCGCCAGGACUCACUUUUGCUAAUGUCUCGCCCUCUAUGUUUCUGAGCCGUGGCUAUGAAGCUUACUCUCAAGGCUAUUCAGUAGUCCCCUAUGAAAACAACGCUCUUCAAAAGAAAUUACGAACUCUUCGACUAAAAAUGAGACAACAGCAAUAUCAAGUCCUCUCCCCAAAAGCUAAAGAAAGAAAACUUCGCAUAGCUGUUAGCUUAAAUAAUGUUCAAACCGUUGAACGACUUUUAAGAGAAGGCGUUGACCCUAAAGUUACUGAUGAUAAAGAGAGAUCUCCUCUGCACAUUGCUGCUUCUAAAGGCUACACAGAUAUUGCAAGACUGUUGCUUCAAUAUGGAGCUGAUCCAAAUCAACGAGAUGCCAUAGGCAAUACAGCCCUUCAUCUUGCAGCUUGUACUUCGCACAUUCCCACAGUCACUCUGCUCUUGAAAGCAGGUACAAAUGUGAGACAGACAGACAACCAGGGUUAUUCUCCUCUGCACCUGGCCCGCUCCAAACUUAAACUCUUGCAGAGAGAUAAUAACUCCUCUUCUCAAGAAAUUAAGAAGCAAGUUUAUCAGGUUAUAGAAAUGAUGCAGACUUUCCUUGAGUGCUCUGGAAGUGUAGAGGAGGCUGAGUUGCUCACGUCCUUCACUAGUCAGCUGUCACUCUCAGACUCACGGCAGCAGGUGGAAAGUGAUGUGCAGGCACUUCUCAACUCUCUGAAUGAUCUUAGUCUUGUCAAGUCCAAAGCUGCAUGAAAGCUCAGGGAUGCUUACUUAACUAUAUCAUCUGUUGUAAACGUUUAAACUACAGUGCUACAAUAUGGAAUGUUGUGAACAUUAACCGUUGUAAAAUAUACUAGUUAAACAGUGUUUUCAGAUACUCGGGGGCCUUAAAGAAGUUCUUUCAGAAGUCUGAGGUGUACAGUGUUUUUGACUGCAGAUAAUACUUAUACAGUAUAUUGUAUUUUUUACAAAAUAGCACAUUAAUUGAUGUAAUAUAUGAAGGAUAACUGAUAUAGUAAAUGAAAUAUAGCUGAUAUAAGUGAUGUAAUAAAUGAAGGGCUAAC
This is a messenger RNA of Cherax quadricarinatus, 1772 nucleotides long. The record is from RefSeq and is a predicted model, not a curated record. Lineage: Eukaryota; Metazoa; Arthropoda; Malacostraca; Decapoda; Parastacidae.